This is a messenger RNA of Closterium sp. NIES-65, 1020 nucleotides long. NCBI's taxonomy places the organism in Eukaryota, Viridiplantae, Streptophyta, Zygnematophyceae, Desmidiales, Closteriaceae. The record is from the annotation of a GenBank genome assembly.
AUGCCUCGUCUUAACCACGGUUCACAGCUUGCCGUGCAUAUCAAGUGGGCUAUCUGUGCCCACUAUGUCGCCAACCCCCAGUUGCGCCACGUCGACCUUGCGCGCUGGUGUUUUACCUGCUUCGGCAUUAGGCCCGACCGUUCGACGAUCGGGCGCGUUCAGAAAGGCGCAGAACGAUGGGCCGCGACGGCGACGAACAACAACAUCGUCCAUGUGAGGGGCGGCGCACACCCCACACUUGAGCGCGCCAUGGCCGCUUGGAUUGCCAAUGUGGGGCCGGCCGGCAUUCCCCUCAUGCUCGCCACCAUCCGCGACCACGUCGCUAACAUGGCUCGCGACAUGGAUGAGGUUCCGGCGGACUUUCGGUGCUCGACCGGAUGGCUUGAGCACGUCUGCGAUGGCGGCAACGGCGGUACCACUGAGCUCGACGAGGCUCUGGGCGAUGUGGGGAUCCUUAUCGACCGCCUUGGCCUUGGGCCUUCGGCGAUGCCGGCCGCGGAGUUCGUGCGCGUCGACGACAAUCAGCCGACUUGCGCCGAGCCGGGCGAGGACCCGUUGGCGAUGGAGCCACCGAAUGUGCAGACGCCAGAGAUGUGGGAAGCUCCUGCCAACAUGCAGGCCGUCUAUGACGACGCCAAUCCAGCUUGCCGUGAAGCACGGCGCUACGCACGUGCUGCGAGCGAAAUGCUCAUCGGCUACGCAAAGACGACCGGCAUCACCCUGCGUGACCUCUGCUCGCUGUUCAACAUCCGCAACCCCAUCAUUAGGGCCCGAAUGGAGCGCGCAAGUCCGCCGCUCAAUCUGAACCAGACCCCACCUCCCACCACGCCCGUCGGCUCGACCCCGCCGGCGGAGACCCCUCGCCGCCAUGGGUGUGUGCUGCCGGCGUGGAUGACAGCGCCAACACCGCGUUGGGUGACCCUGGCUCAGCAGGCGGCUCGCCGCCAGGAGCUCAUUGAAGCAGGGGCGCUCGCCGUUAUGGGCGGCUUCCUGGAUGCGGCCGAGUGGAUGAGGCUGUGA